Molecule: messenger RNA, 3465 nt
Organism: Aspergillus nomiae NRRL 13137
Lineage: Eukaryota; Fungi; Ascomycota; Eurotiomycetes; Eurotiales; Aspergillaceae
Product: putative filamentation protein (Rhf1)
Exons: 6
Coding region: 1-3465 (1154 amino acids)
Molecular function (GO): protein binding
Source: RefSeq, a predicted model, not a curated record
AUGGCUGCCCAUUCUGAGAAGGGGCGUCGCUAUAUUGCUGCCUUGGACAACGCCCGUUGUCAGAACAAGUGGGAUGAGAUCCCCGAACUCAUUCGCAAAGUGACCAAGCAUGCACCUCAAAAGACUUGCUUGUUAGAGGUAGCCUCUGCUGAAUACCAGGUUGCCUUACACUCCCCGCAACGGCCAUCAUCUGCUCAAUCUUCCUCCGCUUCCACAUCCUCGGCGUUGCCAGAACUUAUUCACCACCUUUUGUCUACCGUUGAAAAGGCAGAUGGCCCUCCACAAGAUAUUUUUCAAGCUCAAGUUUGCCUAGGAUGGGUACACUGGACACUCAAUGAACCGGGGUUGGCAGCGGCGCGUCUCCCGGAUGACUUCGAUGAGACAGUUCAUAAGCUCACAGGCACUGGAGAGGAGCUCUCGUCAUGGACUAAAGUAUGCAUUGCCAAGGCAUGCUAUCUCAAAGGUGCCGGGCAACACAAAGUAUCCGGGUCCGCCAACGCACUGGACACUCUUCAGUCACUUACUUCAUGGUUGAACAGUCACAAUGAGCUGUCUUCAGAUAGCCCCCAGUUUUUACACUGGUCUGAGCAACUCGCGUCGGAAAGCGCACUGGUCGCUAGCACGGAAGCUCUCAGGACUAUUCCCGUGGCUGACGAAGCCCUCAUGCAGACCGCGCUCAGACUCCUUCGGGCGUGGUCUGCUCACCCACAUGUUAAACAAGGGCCCUUGCCUCAUACCGACAACUUUGACGUUUGUACACCAAGGCAUUUAACAUGGAAGUCAUACUAUGACCUCUUGUCAGCCACCCUGCAACAUGAUUUAGCUUACGUGCCACCGGCAAGCGGGCCAGAACGUCAGCAGCUUGCAGCUGAAAUACGGCGUGUGGAGUCGAUGUACGAGAGUAGCCUCCUGCACUGGGUGGAGCAAGUAAUCACGAACUGGCAAAUACUCUGUGGACCUCAAUGGACCGACGAAGAUCUGGGUGAAAGGGGCCAAAACGCAGUGGGCAGAAAUGUCCUCGAUAUCCUGUAUCGUGCUGCUACCAAAACAUACCAUUCCCACUUGAUACUCCGGCGCCUAUUUCACGUUCACUCAGCAUUGGCAGACUUUGACCUCGCUCUAAAGGCUCUUGAUUCGUAUAUUGAGAUCGUUGUGAGUGCGAAAGAAAGGGCAGAGAAGUCGGCACAAUAUGGAGAAUUAGAAAAUGAUGGCACCUUGUUGCGCACUCUCUCCGAGGGGGUCACUAUGCUGUGUUGUUUCGGCUCGGCAAAAGAAGCCGAGAAAGCCAGGGAGUUGACGACUCUCAUGAAGGAGUUUAUAAACAAGCAUGUCCAAGAAGUUGAGGGUGAUGACGAGGAGCAAGUAAAGCUUCUGAUCACAUCAGAUACAAGCUCAACUCACUCUCAGGCAGUGUCUCCUACUGACAUUGCUGCGGCUUAUAGAGGUGUUGGUAUAGGUCUUGCGGCCUGGGCUAACUGGACACCCGUGAAUGAAGAACGUGACGACAUACGGUCUGAGGCCAUUGAUUAUCUGGAAAAGAGCACUGCGCCAGAGUUAGAAGACGAGGAUAACUACUCAUCUCUAUAUACGCUUGCUCUCCUUCUCGCAGAAGAUCGAGAUCUGGAUAGUGCGAUUGACUGUGUCAAGACAGCAUUGACAGCGAAGACACACCCAGGCACCGUCCAGGGGUAUUUUACGCGGGAACGGGACCUUGUUCCGCUAUGGCAUCUACUUGCCCUAUUAUUAAGUGCAAAGCAUGAUUUUGAUAUUGCCGAGCGCUCCUGCGAGGCUGCAUUUGAACAGUUCCCUGCCGCGGUCACGUCUCUAGCCCACCACGAGAGAAGACCACAAAAGCAACAGCAGGCCACCCAAGACCAGGUAAACGGCGCUGGGUUACAACGUACCUUAAUCGAGGAACUUCGAGGCCGUGAGAAAGAACGUAUAAUCGAGACGCGCAUGACCCAGUUGGCGUUUGUUGAACUCCUGGAGGGCCCAGAGGCUGCUGUUAACCAUAGCGAGCAACUACUUGGACUAUUUGCAACUCUAUUCGGCAAUUUGGCCCUUGAAGCUGACGAUAAAAAAGCCUCCCAGACAGACAACCUCAGACCCCCAUCGAGCUCCGGUCAUACCGUGAAAAGUCUCCGCGGCAGUAUAUUUGGGAGGCAUAAAGGCCCGCGGGCACCAGACAGGCGGAUGCGAUCUGGAUCUGACCCUAAGACGGAUGGAAAUAGUCCUUCGGUAGUACCGAACGAGUCGGAUCAGGCGCCAACCAUUCAGGUCACACACGAGGAUAAACACGUUGGCCACGAGAACCCUCAAGACUCGCGGAAAUUGCGGAAACGCAGUAGCACCCUCAAAAAGGGAGAGAAUGUACCUCAUCCAAACCAUAGUCACAUAAAUGGUGACGGACCCGUCACGAAUGGCGUGGGAGGUGUAGAGCAACCGAAUGGGGGGGAAACUCCAUCCCCAGACAUGGUUACGGCGGCAGUGUCUGCAAACAAGGAACAAAGUGGAAAGCAGCCCUUGCGACCUGUAGCUCACAACAUGAGCCAUACGAGACAGCCACCUCCCGUGGGUCACGCGAAGCAGCCGCCAGAACAGGAUGUUCGUCUGCCAACAUCAUAUGGGUUUGAUUCUCCAACUAAAGCGGUGACUAAGUUCCCGCUUGCCCAGGCCCAAAAGCAUGCCCUCUGUAUCCUCGUCAAAAUUUGGCUUCUCGUUGCUGGGCUGUAUCGGCGAGCAGCGUUGUUUGACGAUGCGUUUGAAGCGUGCGAGGAAGCUGCCAAGCAUGUUUCGCGGGUCGAAGCCCUUUGCGCAACACAAGAAUCCUCCGCUAGAUCAUUCCGAGAGCGUGGUUGGGGUGCUCCAAAGAGUGCCGACGAACUUUGGGCCGACCUCCUAGCGGAACAGGCGUUCUUGUCGAAUGCUCAGUCAUACCCUCACAAAGCAAUGGAUCAGUUCGAACAAGCAUUAAUGCGCGACCCCGACCAUCCCAAAGCCACCAUUGGCCUGGCAAACCUUCUCCUUGAUAUCUGGGAUCAAAAGAUGCCGCUGCUGCCACCAGAGCCUGAGAUUGAACUUGAUAUGUCGAUGUUAACGCUCGCGUCGCCCGAGAAGCAAAGCCCAACGGCGAGAAAGGCUGACGUAAAGGCCACAGGCAGACAAUCAUUCGCUGGAUCUAUCGACACCGAACAUAAUCAAAUGCCACAUGCUAUCCAGGACGUGGAACCUAAACUUCUCAAUCGCAUCGCCGCUCGUGACAGAGCUUACGGUCUGCUUUCAGCCCUCACCAAACGCGGUAGCUCUUGGGACAACUCUGAAGCUUGGUAUACACUCUCCAGAGCGUACGAAGCCGAGGGGAAUACCGAGAAAUUGAGAGAGGUGUUGUGGUGGUGUGUGGAGCUCGAAGACCGACGGCCAAUCCGACACUGGUCUAACCUCGGUUCUGGUGUAUAUGUUCUCUAA